UGUGAUCCAUCGCUCCGGUUCUCCGCUGCCUUACAUGCGUCCUCACCGACUCCGCGUCGCGCUGGCUGCGCCACGAUGAGCGUGGUCGUCCGGGUGCCGUCUGCACAUCUCACCGUCUGACCCGGAGCCGGGGACGGAGAGAGAGGGAGAGAGAGAGAGAGUGAGAGAGCGAGAGAGAGAGAGAGAGAGAGAGAGAGAGAGAGAGAACCAACCCAUCUUUCCUCUGUCACAACCCAUCUUCCCUUCGCUUGGAUCAGACUGCAGCGCAAACCGUUUCUUUCCGCAUCUUAACCCCCCUCCUCUAUCUGCAUCCCUCCGUUCGCGGUCUUCCGGUUAAAAAAGAGACCGGAGAGCCCGUCGUGAUUUCGUGGAAAUACAUUUUUACAUUUUUUUCCCAGCGGGGUGUUGGUACCGCGCAGUCGGUGCGCGCCUCUGCAAAUUCCGGUGAACGGUGGAUUUGGCAAACAUGGAGACCGUGGAGAAGGAAUGCGGGGCCCUCGGGGGUCUAUUCCAGGCGAUUGUCAACGACAUGAAGUGCUCUUAUCCUGUGUGGGAGGACUUCAGCGCCAAGGCCACCAAGCUUCACUCGCAGCUCAGAACCACGGUCCUGGCUGCUGUGGCCUUCCUGGAUGCCUUUCAGAAGGUGGCCGACAUGGCGACCAACACCAGAGGGGCGACCAGAGAUAUCGGCUCGGCUCUGACCAGGAUGUGUAUGAGGCAUCGCAGCAUCGAGGCCAAACUGCGCCAGUUCACCAAUGCUCUGAUGGAGAGUCUGAUCACUCCUCUGCAGGACAGGAUUGAGGACUGGAAGAAAACCGCCAACCAGCUGGACAAGGACCAUGCCAAAGAGUACAAGAGGUCACGCCACGAGAUCAAGAAGAAAUCAUCUGACACCAUGAAGCUGCAGAAGAAGGCUCGCAAAGAGAUUCAGGGGCGAGGGGACCUGCAGCCCCAGCUGGACAGCGCCAUGCAGGAUGUGACGGACAUGUGCCUGCUGAUGGAGGAGAUGGAGAAGCAGGCGGUGCGCCGGGCGCUGGUGGAGGAGAGAGGCCGCUUCUGCACCUUCAUCGGCUUCCUGCAGCCCGUCGUGAACGGAGAGAUCGCCAUGCUGGGAGAGAUCACACACCUCCAGGCUAUCAUCGAUGACCUCACUGUGCUGACCACCGACCCACACAAACUGCCCCCCGCCAGCGAACAGGUCAUUAAGGAUCUGAAGGGUUCAGAUUACAGUUGGUCCUAUCAGACUCCUCCUUCAUCCCCAAGCAGCUCUGGCUCGCGCAAGAGCAGCAUGUGCAGCAGUGUGAACAGCGCCCACAGUAGCGCCUCCCGCUCCUCAGGGGGAGGUGGUAUUGGCUCGGGUGGUGGUGGCGGCGGUAGUGGUGGUGGUGGUGGAGGCUCCCAGCCCCACUCACCGACCACCUCCUCCUCCUCCUCCUCCUCCUCCUAUCGCUACCGCAGCAGCAUGGCCCACCAGCCUCCGCCACCAGGGGGCGUGGCAGCGCACCGCCUCAGCAGCGUCUCCUCCCACGACUCGGGCUUCGUCUCCCAGGACGCCAACGUCUACUCCAAGCCGCCCUCGCCCAUGCCCUCUGACAUCACCAGCCAGAAAUCAUCCAGUUCAGCAUCUUCAGAGGCUUCAGAGACGUGCCAGUCAGUCAGCGAGUGCAGCUCACCCACCACUUUUGGCUCGUCCUUCGCUACCUUCCGCCCUGCUCUCUCUCACUCUGGCUCCACCAGGCCUCUCUCUGUCAUUCUGCCUGCUCCUGCGUCCCCACCCUAUAACCGCCCCCCCGGAUCCAGCUCCUCCUCUCCCACAUCAAAGGUUCCUAUCUGGAAGGAUUGGUCCAAGGCAGGUCAGUAUGAGCAGCCAGUGGCCGGAGCGGCGGUGCAGAGGAGGAAGGAGCCCCUGGACAGGCUGAGGGAGAGCGAGGCCUCGCCAGGCUCCCAGGGUUACGCCGGAGCAGCGCACCCAGACGACGGGCAGAGACACAGGAUGACCCCGGCAACCAUCGCUGCCAAGCACGGUGAGGAGGUUUCCCCAGCAGCCAGCGACCUGGCCAUGGUCCUGACCAGAGGACUGAGCAUGGAGCAGCAGAAAAGCAGCAGGGACUCGCUGCAGUACUCCAGCGGCUACAGCACCCAGACCACCACCCCGUCCUGCUCCGAGGACACCAUCCCCUCGCAAGGUUCAGACUAUGAUUGCUACUCGGUGAACGGCGAUGCAGAAGGCCCGGAUGGACAGACAGAAUUUGACAAGUCCUCCACCAUUCCCCGCCACUCGAACAUCGCACAGAACUACCGGCGAAUGAUCCAGACCAAGAGGCCGGCCAGCACAGCCGGGCUGCCCAGCGGGGUGCUGGGUCCUGGGGCUCACGCUGGAGCGGGACAGCCUGGCGGAGGUGGAGGAGGACCGGGGACGCCGGGCACUGCCACCAUCCGCCGAACCCCAUCCACCAAGCCAGGCGUGAGGCGUACACUGUCCAAUGCGGGGCCCAUCCCCAUCCGCCCACCCAUCGUGCCUGUCAAGACGCCCACUGUGCCCGGGGACUCGCACUCACCUGGGGCGGGUGGCGGCGGGCACGCGGGUGCUGGUUACCCAGGAGGUGUGCCUGUUCGCGUUGGGAGUGAGGAGUGCGUGUUCUUUGCAGGAGUGGAAGACUCGCAGGGAGCGCUCGAUUAUGUGAAGGCGUCACCCAAGCGCCUCAGCCUUCCCAACACUGCCUGGGGGUCAGGGGCGGGGCUGGAGGUCUACACCCAGCAGCACGGUGUCCAUGGAGGCCACGGUGGUGGCGGAUCAGAGGAGGAUCAGAUGAUCGCAGCCAAUCGACACAGCCUGGUGGAGAAAAUCGGCGAGCUGGUAGCGAGUGCACACGCCCUCGGCGAGGGGCAGUUCCCGUUCCCUGCCCUCCCCGACGACCCCACCCCACCGCCGACCGGCCCCGCCGACGGUCAGACAGGGGCGGAGGGAGCGGAAGGGUCCGGUGACAUGCUGACAACCAUCAGGAGAGGAGUCCGCCUCCGCAAGACCGUCUCGAACGACCGCUCAGCACCGCGCAUCUUGUGAUUGGAGGAUAAGCUGGAAAAAGCAAGUCCAUGUCAGCCAAUAGGGAGUGAGGUGUGGGUGUGAUGCAACCCGACCGCCUAGUACAUACACACAGACUUACCAUGUAGAGAAAUCUAUAAUACAACAGAAGAUGAAUGAAAACAAAAACAAAAAAUACGUUUAAAGACGCCAUUAGAGUAAAUGAUAUAUAAUAUAAUGAUAAUAAUAACAUUAAUAACGGUAACCCAUGCUGAUAAUUAAAGUUAAAUACUGAAUAUUGACAGGCUCCUAGCUGGCCACUAUAACUCUAGCGUGUGUUGGACGCAUGUUUGUCUUCUUUACACCCUCAGCCAGGGACGGAAAAGACUCGCAGGAAAGGAAAGACGGGAAACAAGAGACAAAGGAAGAGAGAAAGUCUGCUUCUGUUUGCCAAUUUGACCCCUUCCCCUCCUUCCUCUCCGACUAACACGAUGAAGGGCAGAUGACUGAGGGAGGGGCGGACCAGGGCGGGGACGACACAUGACGCGUGAGCAGCUGGAUUUGAACCCGAGCUGUCACAGCAGCGACACACUGUACUCACUCUGCCCACCGAACUGAAGCUUUGGUAUCAGCACGGGGAGCUAACAGGCCCGGGAGCCUCCCAGGUUCACUACGAAGUAAAAGUCUUGAAAAAACAAGAUGUUGGCAUUGAGCCGUGCUGGUACCCCCUUCCCCUCUCUCUCUGUCUGUCCUGUUGGUGUGUGUGUGUGUGUGUGCAUUCACGUGCAUGCAUGUGAGCUGAUGUGAAAUGUGAAUGUGUGCACAUGUGAGCGAUUGAUUGACUCUGUGUGUGCGUGUGUGCGCGCGUGUGUGUGUGCGUGUUUGUGCGCACGCGAGGGGGCGGGCGGAGCUCUGCUGCAGGACAGCUGGUGACCCGACGAGGGCAGGGCUUUUUCUCCUGUGUGUUGUACGUUGUAUUUUCCUGUUUUUAUCGUGACGUCACAUUACCUUGUUACCACUGUACGAGAAGUUACGAGAAGUAAUCCAGGCGUAUAGAUAUAUUCAUAUAUAUUUUCUAGAACCAGAGAGAAAAUGUUAAUAAGAAAUGGAGCAAUAAAUGUGUUUUAUUUUCUUGUUUCGAAGAAGAGGAUAGAUGGAGGAUUGUAGGUUCUCCUUUGUCACAUUCAGGCAAUCAUCAGGAAUGCUAAAGUACAACAUGGACUGUGAAUUCAUGUUGGGUUAAUGUGGCUUCUCUCUCUCUCUCUCUCUCUCUCUCUCACUCUCUCUUGCCGUCUCUCUGUGGUGGAUUACAAAAAAAAAAGGUAAAAGGGGAAAAGUGAAA
This is a messenger RNA of Myripristis murdjan (pinecone soldierfish), 4364 nucleotides long. It is a transcript of the gene mtss2b, whose product is annotated as MTSS I-BAR domain containing 2b. Gene Ontology annotation, cellular component: actin cytoskeleton; cytoplasmic side of plasma membrane. The record is from RefSeq and is a predicted model, not a curated record. The transcript has 16 exons. Bases 467 to 3064 code for a protein of 865 amino acids. Gene Ontology annotation, molecular function: phospholipid binding; actin binding. Gene Ontology annotation, biological process: plasma membrane organization; cell projection assembly. Lineage: Eukaryota; Metazoa; Chordata; Actinopteri; Holocentriformes; Holocentridae.